Messenger RNA from Effrenium voratum, 717 nucleotides. Lineage: Eukaryota; Dinophyceae; Suessiales; Symbiodiniaceae. The record is from the annotation of a GenBank genome assembly.
AUGGCGGCGAUGGCGGCGGUGAAGGCGAUGGAGGUGGCCUGCGUGUUUAGUCCAGAGGACUGGCAAGCGGCCGGCGAAACCUCGCCGCUGGGCUUCAAGUGCAGCGGCAGCUUCUGUGGUCGGAACAUUGAGAAGAUCUACCAGGAAGCCAAGAGCAGCGGGCGGCCCUGUGAUCUCGGCGCCGCAGUGCAGGCGCUGAGGAAGGCGACGCACGUGCUGGUGAUCAGCGGCUUCUUCGUGCUUUGGCCGCAAGGCCCUCCGCCCUUCCACGGCAGCUGUGAGACGGAUGGGCCGCUGGGCGCGCUGGCGGUACUGCGGGCGCUGUGCGCACGAGGCAUCAAGGUCUCGCUUUUUUGCGACGUCCACAACGGUCCAGUGAUGAAGAAGGCCUACGACUCGAUGCUGGCGCAUUUCAAGGAACACGACCCAGGCUUCUGGGAGGUGCUCUGCUCCAAAAGCCGCUGCCUGCCCUUUGUGGCAGACGACGAAGCGGCGGACGGAGGCCAGCUGGAGCUGCUCAGAAGAGAGGUCUUUGGGGAAGAGGCCACCACCGAGCUGCAGGACCGUUGCUUGCGCACCUGUCGCGGUUUGGCGCGGGUGCUGGAUGAGCCCGUGGACGCCCUCUUCGCGCUGGAGAGGGGCAUGCAGAUGCACACGAAACGUCCGCUUUGGAGACUCCCCAAAGAGGGCCCGGGCCUAUUUUUGGGCUUCAUGUGA